Messenger RNA from Fragaria vesca subsp. vesca, 3688 nucleotides. Its product is annotated as tetratricopeptide repeat protein 13-like. The transcript is spliced from 24 exons. The record is from RefSeq and is a predicted model, not a curated record. Gene Ontology annotation, biological process: negative regulation of DNA-templated transcription. NCBI's taxonomy places the organism in Eukaryota, Viridiplantae, Streptophyta, Magnoliopsida, Rosales, Rosaceae. Gene Ontology annotation, molecular function: protein binding. The coding region runs from base 118 to 3342 and encodes 1074 amino acids.
CAUCAGCAUCAACAAGCUAAAAUCCCAAGAAGAGAAGAAAAAAUCCACACACAGAGCGAGCGAGUGCCGCUCCCUCCUCCCGAUCCGUCCGAGUCAACUCGCUCCGGCCACCGCGAAAUGGCAGCUAUCUCCGAGCGGGUCGAGCUCGCCAAGCUCUGCAGCUCGCGCGACUGGUCCAAGGCCAUCCGAGUCCUCGACUCGCUCCUCUCCAGCUCCUCUUCCAUCCAGGACAUCUGCAACAGAGCCUUCUGUUACAGCCAACUGGAGCUGCACAAGCAUGUGGUGAAGGAUUGCGAUAGGGCGCUUCAGCUCGACCCCGCGCUCCUUCAAGCUUACAUUUUCAAAGGUCGUGCGUUUUCUGCUCUUGGAAGGAAAGAGGAUGCUAUUUUGGUUUGGGAGCAGGGGUAUGAGCAUGCAUUGCGUCAGUCUGCAGAUUUGAAGCAAUUGCUAGAGCUGAAAGAGCUCUUAUCAACUGCAGAACAGGAAAAAGGGGAAAACAAAAACCAUGCAACAGAGGCUGUGUCAGCUACGCUUUUAUCUGAAUCCAGACCACAUGUGAAUGGGAUAUCAAGUGAAACUUGUACGGAUCAAAGUAAUUUGAGUGAUCAAUCCCAAUUACACAGUGAAUCAACCACUGAGGUUCAUAGCAAGUCUAAUGAUAACAUGUGCAAUGGAGAAGUUGAUAAGGCCAAGGGAAAGAAGAAGUUUGAUAGCCAAACAAAUGGAAACCAUGACAGCUCUCGUGAAUCACCUAGUACAUCUGAGGUUCAGAGCAAGUCCAUUGAGAACAGAUGUAUAGGUGCUAAAGCCAGAGGGAAGAAGAAGUCUGACAGCCAAAUGAAUGAAAAUCAUGAUACUGACAGAAAAUUGAGUAAUGAAUCUGAAGCAUGUAAUGACUUAAGUGAUAGAUGCAACAAGUUGCCCUUGAUUUGUAGUAAAUCAAGUGAUUUAGCUGAAAGUCCCCUCACUCCCCCCAAGUUAAGUAGUAAAUCUGAAAUGCGUGACGAGUCCAAGAAAAAUAAAAAGUUCUGUUUUACCAGAAUUUCAAAGUCCAAGUCAAUAAGUGUGGAUUUUCGACUGUCAAGGGGUAUAGCGGAGGUUAAUGAAGGGAAAUAUACUCAUGCCAUAUCUAUAUUUGACCAGAUAUUGAAAGAGGAUCCUAACUAUCCAGAGGCACUAAUAGGAAGGGGAACAGCAUAUGCUUUCCAACGAGAACUUAUGGCUGCAAUAGCUGAUUUUACAAAGGCCAUGGAAACAAAUCCAUCAGCUGCUGAGGCAUGGAAAAGGAGAGGGCAGGCACGAGCUGCCCUGGGAGAAUUUACCGAGGCCAUUGAAGAUCUGUCCAAGGCAUUAGAGUUUGAACCAAAUUCAGCAGAUAUUCUACAUGAAAGGGGUAUUGCCAAUUUCAAGUUCAAGGAUUUCUAUACUGCUGUUGAAGACCUAUCUGCCUGCGUGAAACUUGAUAAGGAUAACACAUCUGCAUACACAUAUUUGGGUUUGGCGUUAUCAUCUAUUGGUGAAUAUAAAAGAGCUGAGGAGGCGCAUUUAAAAGCAAUUCAGCUGGAUCGGAAUUUCCUUGAGGCAUGGGUGCAGUUAACCCAGUUCUAUCAAGAUAUGGCAAACCCAAACAAGGCUUUCGAAUGUCUUCACCAAGCUCUACAAAUUGAUGGGAGGUUUGCCAAAGCAUAUCAUUUGCGAGGUCUACUGCUGCAUGGGAUGGGAGAACACAGCAAAGCUAUUAAAGAGUUGUCAACUGGGUUGAAUAUUGAGAGUGCAAAUAUCGAGUGUUUGUAUUUGCGGGCUUCCUGCUACCAUGCGAUUGGAGAAUAUAAACCAGCGGUCAAGGACUAUGAUGCCGUGCUAGAUUUGGAACUAGACUCAAUGGAGAAGUUUGUGCUGCAAUGCCUGGCUUUUUAUCAGAAAGAGAUUGCUCUGUACACGGCAUCAAAACUCAACAGUGAAUUUGUCUGCUUUGAUAUUGAUGGAGAUAUUGAUUCUCUUUUCAAGGAGUACUGGUGCAAAAGAUUGCACCCCAAGAAUGUGUGCGAAAAGGUUUACCGGCAACCCCCCCUGCGUGAAUCUUUAAAGAAGAACAAGCUUAAAAAGCUAGAUUUUUCAGUCACAAAGCAGAGUACUGCUCUUCUGCAAGCUGCUGAUUGCAUUGGGGAGAAAAUCCAAUAUGAUUGCCCUGGUUUCUUACCAAAUAGGCGACAGCAUCGUAUGGCAGGAUUGGCUGCUAUUGAAGUUGCACAGAAGGUCUCCAAGGCGUGGCGUUCCUUUCAAGCGGAAUGGAAAUACUCGAAUAAAAGCACAUCCAAGAAUGGCAAGCGACCGAGGAGAAGGGAAAGAAUCAAUUUGCAAAGCCAGAAUAGAGGUGGUGCUGGGUGUAGCACUAGCAGCUCCUCAGACACAACUUCUUAUGGCAUUACACAGUCAAAAUCAACAGGCCGGUUUAUGAUGUCAUGGCAUGAUGUUUAUUCAGUGGCUGUGAAAUGGCGGCAGAUUUCUGAACCUUGUGACCCGGUUGUGUGGAUUAACAAGCUAAGUGAAGAGUUUAAUGCUGGAUUUGGGUCUCAUACACCAAUUAUCCUUGGACAAGCAAGAGUUGUUCGCUAUUUCCCAAAUUUUGAAAGGACCUUUGAUGUCGCAAAGACUAUCAUGAACGACAGAAAGUAUGUGCAUAACAAGGCAGAUGGCCUGAUUGAUCUAUCCAGGGACGGGAAAUUGCAAGACGUUAUGCAUGCAAAAUCUUGUGCUGAUCUGUAUAAAGCUGUUGGUGAGGACUUCUGGUUGGCUACUUGGUGUAAUAGUGCUGCCUUUGAGGGGAAGUAUCUUGAAGGGACGAGGAUUACCCUCGUAAAAUUGGCGGAGCAGAAAUAUGACUUUGCAAUCAGAACACCUUGCACACCUGCUAGAUGGGAUGAAUUUGAUGCAGAAAUGGCAAUGGCAUGGGAAGAUAUAUGCAAUGCCUAUUGCGGUGAAAAUUAUGGGUCUACCGACUUCAAUGUGCUUGAAAAAGUGAGAGAUGCAAUUUUAAGGAUGACAUAUUACUGGUACAAUUUUAUGCCCCUUUCAAGAGGCUCCGCAGCUGUUGGGUUCGUGGUUAUGCUUGGACUGUUUCUUGCUGCUAAUAUGGAGUUCACAGGAACUAUCCCUCAAGGUUUACAGGUCGACUGGGAAGCCAUUUUGACCGUUGAUCCGAACAAUUUUGUGGAUUCGAUCAAGAGUUGGUUAUAUCCAUCACUCAAGGUAACGACAUCCUUGAAAGAUUAUCCGGAUGUGGGAACGACUCUUCAAACAACAGGUUCAGUUGUCGCUGCUCUAAGCACUUAUAAUGAUUGAGCUUUGAGCAGUCCUGAAGAGCGGUUUGUAUGCGAGAAUGUAGUUUAUUAUUGAAGUCUAACUCUGCAGAGAGAAUGGUCAGGUCGAGGCUUUCAAAUCUUACACCAGCUUAAAUUUAUGCUCUAUGUUUGUUUGCUGUACAGUUAUCUAGGUUAAUCUGUAAUUUUUCUUUGUUCUCUGAUUUACAUUCAAAUAUAUUUCUAAUUUUCUUCACAAUAAAUCUGCUUCCAUCGGUUUGCUUCACAAGAAAUAAUCGGUCAUAUCAUAAUAUGAUAUUAUCAUGUUGAUUUUAGUUUGUUACAUCAACCUGAACAUAUCAGAUAUAAAAUAAAUCCCAAAUUUUGUU